AGCGGGCUCCUGCGGGACCGGUAGGAGGCACGGCGAAGGCUGGAAAUCUGGACGGGUUGUGAGGAGACUCCAGGUUGGCACAGCUGGGAGCAAAGAUGUCAGUUAAUAGUGCCUGGACCAACCUGACGACGGCAGAGAAGGUGAUAUUGGCUGUUGCCCUUCCAGCUGGUGCAGUUGCAAUGUACAUAUUGUACAGGAGAUACAGAGAGAGUCGGGAUGAGCGCUUCGUGUUGGUCGGUGACAAUCAGAUAGCCGUGGACAUGAAAGUUCCCGGUGAUAGCGUUAAGGCCAUAGUAGGGCAGCAGGGCUCCACUAUUAAACAGCUGCUAAAGGAGACAGGUGCCCGCAUUGAAAUUGAGGAUAGCAAGAAGACUGAUGGUGAGGGUGGGGUUGCAGAGAGACUCCUCACUAUCGUCGGGUCACCAUUGCAGGUGUGCAAGGCCAAAGUUGCCAUCCACCAGCUUCUGGCCGAAAACGUGAGGAUCACCGAGGAGCUGUAUAUUCCCCAGCGAGCAUUGGGACGUAUUAUAGGCCGAGGAGGAGAGUGUAUCCAUGCCAUCUGUCUGACCACAGGCGCAAAGAUUGUAUACGAGAAGAAGCCUGGUGAUCACUUUACGGACCUGGGCCGUUUGGUCAGAAUCAGUGGGACAAGGCAAGAGGUGGCCUCUGCCAAAGCAAUCAUUUUGGCAAAGAUGGAGGAGGAGAUGGCCUUCCAGCAGAAGCUGGCAUGCUUGGCCGUCAGCAGGAGGAACCGCAAGCAGCCUGUUGGCACACGGCUAGAGAGGGUUUUGCCUGCCGCCUCCCAGGCCGGGACCCCUGCCUCGCCAGAUGAAGUGUGGGCAUCAGGCAUCAGCGAGGAGGAGGAGGAGGGGCGCAGGAUCAGCCCCACUAUCUCAGUUGAGCCCUCGGUGGAAAGCCAGCCAGGCAGUGACUUGUGCCAGGUGUCCAAAUUCGAAGUUCCCAGUCCUGACUUCAGUUUCCUUGCAGACGAACAUCUGGAAGUUUACGUCUCAGCGUCGGAAAACCCUAGUCACUUCUGGAUCCAGAUCCUGGGCUCCAGGUGUCUGCAGCUUGACAACCUGACCUCUGAGAUGUCCCGCUAUUACAGCAGCUCCACUGGUACUGCUGAGGCAUUUGUCCCCAAGGUGGGUGACAUUGUGGCAGCACCGUGCCAGAGUGAUGGCUUCUGGUAUCGAGCUCGUGUGCUGGGCUUCCUGGAGAAUGGGAAUGCGGACCUCUAUUAUGUGGAUUUUGGAGACAAUGGGGAGGUGUCGAUCGGGAAUAUGCAACACCUGAGGAGUGAUUUCCUGAGCUUACCAUUCCAGGCUGUCGAAUGCAGUCUUGACGGAAUCCAGCCAACCGGGGAGGGCUGGUCAGAGGAAGCGAUGGAUUGUUUUGACGCUCUUACCUACUGCGCAAAGUGGAAGGUCCUCCUAGCCCGCAUCUGCAGUUACUCUCAGCGCGGGGGUGUCACCAGACCACAGGUGCAGUUGUUUGAUCGCACCAGCGACCAGAACGUGAACAUUGGGGAUGAACUGGUUCGGCUGGGACACGCAGUGCAGUGCGCUCAUCAUGACGGUGCUGCAGUGGGAGACGGACUGGACACGAGUGGCCAGACUGUGGCAACAUCCCUUCAAAUGCUGCUGAAUGCUGUCACUGGUGGCGUGGAUGGAGGCUCAGUCUCUGAAGUGCCUGCAGGAAGUGUACAACCACAGCCAUCAGUUCCUCAGCAGAGUCACUCAGAGCCCUCCAUCAUCACCAGCUCAGGAGCUGUCGCUGUCAAGGAUACGUUUCUCUUGGACCAUUAAUUCCCAUUUCUCCAAGGAGCGUUCCAGAGCUGGAGAGCUAGACCUCACGCCGCCAGGACAAUACUUGAAUGUACGAUUCAGGGUGGAGUAGAACUGACAGUUCCUGUCUUUGCAUUGUUCAGUUUAAAAAGCCUUAAACUCACCUGGCCUUCAUGAGGUUGGAGGGACUCGUGGAUGUUCCCUGCAAGUUGGUGCACCCAUGGGAGAGGAGAGAAGGGGUGGGUGUCAGCUGUACACACCACAACAAUUUUCCCCCAACACCCUCCACUUUGGUUUGUCUUCCAUGGGUUUCUUUGUUGUAAAAUCCACUGGGAAUGUUUUGCCUUCAAAGCUAAUUCAUAUUUGGAAAUUGAAACCUCUGUCAGACAUGCUUGGGUUCAGUUUUUCUACCGGAAACCAUCUCUAGGUGCCCCAGAUCUUUGCAGAAUUCUUGUGUGACAGUUAUCAGUGCCCCUGUCUGGUGGAAGAGAUUAACCAGUCCCUCCUCUCCUGACUGUUCCCAACUGCCCUCCCCACCUUCUUCAUUCGAUUCCAUGCUCUACCUUCUCUUCCUACCAGAUUCCAUCUCCUGCAGUCCUUUGUUGCAUCCUCCUCCCACCUCCUGGCUUCUGUUGACUUUUCCACUCCCCUCCAAAUGCUUCUCACUUCCCACUUCCUGGAUCCACCUAUCACCUGCUGGUUCUUGUCCUUCCACUUCCCCUUACCUCUGACCACCUCCUUUCUGUCCAUCCAGACGAAAGGUCUCAAUCUGAAAUGUUGACUGGUCCAUUCCUACACCACAGAUGCUGUUUGAACACCUUGGUACCUCCUGCAGAUUGUUCCUCCAAAUUUCAGCAUCUGCAUUCUCUGGAGAUUCCCUGUUUCUGUCUCCUCAUAGCCUCCUUUUCUUUUGCAAUUCUCUUUUGUCAAUCCACCUCCUGCCCUUGCUCUCCCUGUGCUAUUCUGUAAUCCCUACAGGGGCUGUGCACCUAGGUUAGUAACUGCUGUGGAAAGAGCCAAUUCCUUCAUGGUCAGUAAACAUUGGGUGUGAUACCAGGGAGGGAGUCAGUACCUCCUGGAGCUCACAGGACCUAGCAACUGUUGAAGAGAAAAAAAAUACUGCAAGCUGUCUCCUGUAAUUUCUGAGGACUGCUUAUGGAUUAGAACCCUGUCGAACUGUUGAUUUUAUUUCCUUCAUGGUUUAGUUUUCUGAAAUUGCUGACUACAAAAGAGAGAUGGACAGUAAUAAAAUCUUUGUUGGAAUU
Messenger RNA from Mobula hypostoma (lesser devil ray), 3052 nucleotides. RefSeq names its product tudor and KH domain containing (gene tdrkh). The coding region runs from base 96 to 1808 and encodes 570 amino acids. Gene Ontology annotation, molecular function: RNA binding. The record is from RefSeq and is a predicted model, not a curated record. Gene Ontology annotation, cellular component: P granule. Lineage: Eukaryota; Metazoa; Chordata; Chondrichthyes; Myliobatiformes; Myliobatidae. Gene Ontology annotation, biological process: P granule organization; spermatogenesis; piRNA processing. The transcript has 14 exons.